Wallemia ichthyophaga EXF-994 is the source of this 657-nucleotide messenger RNA. Its product is annotated as Tether containing UBX domain for GLUT4. Gene Ontology annotation, molecular function: protein binding. Lineage: Eukaryota; Fungi; Basidiomycota; Wallemiomycetes; Wallemiales; Wallemiaceae. The transcript has 4 exons. The coding region runs from base 1 to 657 and encodes 218 amino acids. The record is from RefSeq and is a predicted model, not a curated record.
AUGGACGGAGAUCAAAAUCAGCGGAAAAUAUCAGUUUUCAAACCAUACGAGAAGACGAGUUCCACGCAGGAAUACCCAGAAUCGUACUUUGAGCCUACGUCGAGCGAGCUUGCAAAAGCACACACAGCGACAUCGAAGCGAUUAGAGAGUGAAUAUGAGGGCCCAUUAAAGACGCGAGUGAUGAGGGAGAGAGAGGAGAAGCAGCGCAAGGCUAGAUGGCCGACAACGAAUAUACGCGUGAAGUUUGCAGAUAGAAGUAUCAUACAGUCAGCAUUCAGCAGUACUGAGGUUAUAGCGCGGGUUUAUGACUUUGUGAAAGAUACGCUGGACGAUAAGUACACAAACGAGGAAUUUGUUCUGUACCAAAGUCCACCGAGGAUUGAAUUCAAACCAAACGAAAGCAAACGCCUUAUUGACUUGGGGCUAGCCCCGUCAUCGGUGCUCAUGAUAAAGUUCAAGACAGACAGCCUCAAUGCUUCGACAUCGAAAGCUCCUCUGAAAGGUAGUCUCACUGCGAGUGCUCACUCGCUGCCUACGCCUCCGAGCUUCGAGUCGGAACAGAGGACGGAGAAGAACACAGUAGAGAAGCCAGUUCCGAGUGGAGAGAAGAAGGAGAAAAAGAUACCAAAGUGGCUGCUGAAAGGACUAAAAAAGUAG